AUGUCCCUCCCACUUUUAACGCGCUCCCUGCGCGGUCCCCAACUCAGCAAAACCCUCCGCUACUCCCUCACCACUACAACCCGCUACCAAUCCACCACCACCACCAACAACAACACCGCGAAACCCGCCACCACCUCCACAACGUCAACAACACCCAAGCCCACCACCUCCUCCUCCACAACAAAAACCACCCCCACCCUAAAAGACCUCCUCGACCACCCCCCAUCCCCAGCAAACCCAACCGAAGACCGCAUCGACUGGACGCGCUCCUUCCACGGCCUCAGCGCAACCCCCUUCCCGAAAGAAUGCGCCGACAUCCUGCUCGCCCCGACGGACCCCGAAGAAGUCGAAAUCAAACCCGACGGCAUCCUCUACCUCCCCGAGAUCAAGUAUCGCCGGAUACUGAAUAAGGCGUUUGGACCCGGUGGAUGGGGUCUUGUGCCGAGGAGUGAGAGUAUUGUUACGCCGAAGAUGGUGACGAGGGAGUAUGCGCUUGUUUGUAAUGGGCGGCUUGUUUCAGUGGCUCGCGGCGAACAGGAUUACUUCUCCCCGGAUGGAAUCCCCACGGCUACGGAGGGAUGUCGGUCGAAUGCGUUGGUGCGGUGUUGUAAGGAUCUAGGCAUUGCGAGUGAGUUGUGGGAUCCCAGGUGGAUUCGCAAGUUCAAGGCGCAGUAUACCCGGGAGGCGUUUGUGGAGCAUGUGGUGAAUAAACGGAAGACGAAGAUUUGGGUCAGGAAGGAUGAUACCGUUGGGUAUCCGUGGAAGGAGACCAAGUUUUAG
Messenger RNA from Aspergillus tubingensis, 780 nucleotides. Its product is annotated as putative mitochondrial genome maintenance protein Mgm101. Lineage: Eukaryota; Fungi; Ascomycota; Eurotiomycetes; Eurotiales; Aspergillaceae. The coding region runs from base 1 to 780 and encodes 259 amino acids. The transcript has 2 exons. Gene Ontology annotation, cellular component: mitochondrial chromosome; mitochondrial nucleoid. The record is from RefSeq and is a predicted model, not a curated record. Gene Ontology annotation, molecular function: single-stranded DNA binding. Gene Ontology annotation, biological process: interstrand cross-link repair; recombinational repair.